CUGCGGUUAGAAGACUACUGUUCAUCUGACUCGCGGAGCUUUUCUUCGAUCACACGCGGUACAGCAGGUUGACAAUGACAGCAGACUCGGCAGCUGGGUAGCAGGCCGUUACACAAAGCCACUCGGUGGAAUGGAGCAAGGGUCAACGUUUUCACUUACAUAUCAUCAGCAGCAUGUAGCAUUUUAACUACUGUUUCAUCACCCUGCAAAGAUGGCUCUUUUUCUUAAGUUGAGUCUUCCAUGACUCAGCGAGGAAGAAAGGUGUGAGUGGGUGAAGACUUUUUUUUUUUCCUUUCCUGUGGUCGUUCAGAGUUGAAACUCUGCAGGUUUGGGCUUCAGAAAAAAACCCCACAUGGUGAUCUAACGCUGCAGGAAAGUUACACUCUGCAUCACAGAGGGACCACGAACCAGCUGCCACUAUGACGGCAGAUGACACAGUGGGGAGCGGGGACAGAUCAGAGGGGGAAACGGAGGUCGCUCCCAAUGUGCCUUCAUCUGAAGACGCCGAGCGAAGCGAAGACCGGGACACGGAGAUGGCCGCCUCUGCUUCCAACGGCCAGUCUCCCUGUGACGAUCCCCCUGAGAACGCUGCAGACGACAGACAGUGGAAGUGGUCCGUCAUAUUCUUGUGUUUCUACGGGUUUAUGACAUCAAUAAGGCCUGGCGAAUCCUUCAUUACACCCAACCUGCUGAGCUCCGAGAAGAAUUUCACCAGGCAGCAGGUGACCAACGAGAUCACUCCGGUGCUGACGUACUCCUACAUGGUCGUGCUGGUGCCGGCCUUCCUGCUGACGGAUUUCCUGCGCUACAAGCCGGUCCUGGUCGUCCAGGGCAUCAGUCAGGUGGUGAUCUGGAUCAUUCUGCUCCUGGGCACCACCCUCUUCCAGAUGCAGCUCAUGGAGUUCUUCUACGGCAUCACCAUGGCCUGCCGCGUGGCCUACUCCUCCUACAUCUUCUCCCUGGUCAGCCCGGUGCUCUACCAGCGCGUGGCCAGCUACUCGCGCUCCUCGGUCCUCUUUGGGGUCUUCACCAGCUCCGUGCUGGGCCAGCUGUGCAUGUCUCUCGACAUUACCUACUACACCCUCAGCACCAUCUCGUUGGGUUUUGUCGGCUUCGGCCUGCUCCUCUCCUUCUGCCUGCCCUGGCCGAAGCGCUCCUUGUAUUUCAAUCGGACGAAGAACCAGGAGCAGAAGGAGCCGGCGCCAGCAGCCAACAAGUCGGAACUGGACCAAAUGAACCCGAAAGACGGCGGUCCGCCUGCCGCGUCGCGCUGGAAGGAUUCCCUUUUUGUGCAGAUGCUGCUGGAGGUGAAAAACGUGUUGAGGAGGCCCAACCUGAGGCUGUGGUGCCUGUGGUGGGUGUUCAACUCCACCGGCUACUACCUGGUGCUGUUCUACGUUCACAUCCUGUGGAGCAAAAUCAGCAGCGCUACUGGCAACAAAAACGUUUACAACGGGGGAGUGGAGGCAGCUUCAACACUACUGAGUGCGAUAAUAUCCUUCAUAGCCGGCUUUGUGAAGAUCCGCUGGAACCUGUGGUCGGAGCUGGUCAUCGGAGUUAUCACCGGGGCCCAGGCGGGUCUGCUGCUCCUCAUGGUCAGCACAGAAAACAUCUGGGUCUGCUACGUCUCCUACGUGCUCUUCAGAGGUGUCUACCAGUUCCUGGUGCCCGUCGCCACCUUCCAGAUCGCAUCGUCGCUCACUAAGGAGCUGUGCGCCCUGGUGUUUGGCAUCAACACCUUCUUGGGAACACUACUGAAGAGCAUCAUCAGUCUCAUCAUCUCAGACAAGAGGGGGCUGGGCCUCGAUGUGCAGGCACAGUUCAUGGUCUACUCCGUCUACCAUGCCAUCUCCAGUGUUGUUUACUUAGCCUGCGCCGCCGUCGUGAUCGUCCGCCACUUCAGAAACCAGCGGCAGGGAGGAGGCGGGGCCACGGAGCUCAGCCCCGUGGCCGGAAACUCGGAGGCAGAACCUUUGUCUAACGGGAAAAGUGCCAAGGCUUAAAGACUGUGAGCGUCUCAUCAACGUCUACCGGCGUCACAACGCCAGUUUAUGCCAAUAAUUCACAGCUUGACGUGCGUGUGGCGGCAUCUUUGAGCCUAAUAAUCAUAGAAGUGCCUCAUUUGCUGUGUGAAGCUCCUACACUUUAUAAGCCUGCAGAAACAUUUAGGAACAAAUGUCUUUUUUUUAUUUUAUCAUAUCAUUUAUCAUGACUAGAGGAGUUAGUUUCUGUUCUUCAUUAAUCCACACACAAAGUGUUUGGAGGUUCCUUCUCAUCUGUCUUCACAGUUAUGAUUAUUUUUAGCACUCCAAUUGUCCGUAAUGUUACAAUAAUUCUGUGCACUAACACCUUUGGAUAAAAUAAAUUUUACUGUGAUAAAUACAGAUCAUUCAUGAUAAAUACAUGAAUAUAAACGACAGGUUUUUAAACAGUGUUCUUGGUUAUUCAGUUUUAGUUUCCACUUUGCUGCAAUUUUUGUAAAGACGGAGGACAAACGAGACACUUUUAUUAAUCUGUAUUUGAUACAUUGGAAUAAGCUUUAGAUCGUUUUGCAGGAGAUCAUUUCUAUAUUUUCAAACUUUUUGAGAAAAUUCCAAGUUUUCAACUUUAGUACCUCAGUUAUUAGCCGUGGAGCGUCUGCUUUAACUGUGACAGGCCCGGUCCUGUGCAGAACAUAGGAAUGCAGUGUUACUUGAUUCAACAGCUGGAUCCACAGCAGACUUGAUCAAUAAAAGAUUCCGGUCACAAGCGUGAAGCUUGUUCUUGCAGCAGACGUGAGAGCGGUUGGAGUAGGAUUUUACUUGUCUUCUGAACGCACACUGUAUUUUAUGUUUUUAUCUUGAUAAAAGUAAUUCCUGGAAACUGAAUGUGAGCAUGUGUGAAUGCUGUAUAAAAAGAAAUCAAUCGUUGUCUUUUUUGUUCACAAAUAAAUGACAUUUUGUGGAUAAGAAGCUUUUCGUUUCUUUUUCUUUCAUACCGCAAAUU
Molecule: messenger RNA, 2985 nt
Organism: Cololabis saira (Pacific saury)
Lineage: Eukaryota; Metazoa; Chordata; Actinopteri; Beloniformes; Belonidae
Gene: slc19a1
Product: solute carrier family 19 member 1
Biological process (GO): folate transmembrane transport
Cellular component (GO): apical plasma membrane; plasma membrane; basolateral plasma membrane
Molecular function (GO): folic acid binding; folate:monoatomic anion antiporter activity
Source: RefSeq, a predicted model, not a curated record